This is a messenger RNA of Lethenteron reissneri (Far Eastern brook lamprey), 6215 nucleotides long. Its product is annotated as protein qua-1-like. NCBI's taxonomy places the organism in Eukaryota, Metazoa, Chordata, Hyperoartia, Petromyzontiformes, Petromyzontidae. The record is from RefSeq and is a predicted model, not a curated record.
GACAGAGAAGGCAGAGGAGAAAGGGAAGAAGGAAGCGGCUGGGAAGAGGGGCGGAGGUCAAGGAAGAGGCGGCGAAGGAAGCGGCGGAGAGGAAGGAGGUGGAGAAGGAGGUGGAGGCAGCGGAGGAGGAGGAGAUGGUGGCAGAACGUGCAAACCGGGGUGGCACUCCCGAGCGAGUGCGCGAGCUGAAGGCGAUCAUCGCGCAAGCGUCGGCACGGCCGCGCCGAUGCUCCUCCCCCGAGGCGAGCACCUCGUCCGGCAGCGGCUCCUCCACCCCGACCGCCGCUCCCACCCCGCGCCUGCCCAAACCCCCCGAUUCGCCCCGCUGGGUCGCCGCCGCGGGUGACCCUCCCGUGGCUUCCGCCGCUCGCUCCGGGACGGUGUCGCCUGCGGCCGUCACGUCGCCCACGGGGGAACUUGCCUGCCGGCCGUCCGGGCCACUCUCGCGAUCCUCCCCGGCUCUGGACCACCGCCGCCGCCGCCGUCGCCAGAGCAGCAGCGGCAGCAGCCGCACCGUGAGUGUGAGGUCGCCCGCCGGGAUUGCGUCUCCCGGGCACGACGAGGAGGUGGACGAGGUGGCGGUGGUGACGGUGGAGGAGCAUCAGGAGGAGGUGGACGCCGCUCCGUCGGGAGCGCCAGGAGCAGGAGACUGCGCCCAAGAUGAGGAGCGGUCGACCUCCGACCCGACGGAUGUGAGCGACGACGUGUCACUCUCGGGCUCGGAGACCACGGGAAGCUCGCCGGGGCUCAGCCGGCUCUUUGUGUCGUCGUCAUCGUCAUUGUCGCUCGCGGUGCCGGGCGACGAUUCAGGCUCGGAGAGCGACGCCGGGAGCCGAGGCCUCGCGGCGCUCCUCUCCGGUCACUCGCCGGGCACCACCGCCACCGCCGCGGUCACCGCCAACGCCGUCGUCACCGUGAUGCCGCAACUGCAGGGGUCGGGGCCGCACGGCGAUGAGGAGGACGAGGAGGGGGAGGCGAGGAAGAGCGUCGGCGAAGGAGACGUGGCGGACGGAGGGGCCUGCCUGCCAGGGCGCGACGAUGGUGAGAAGGAGGAGGCGGAGGACAUGGAGGGGAAGAAAGAGGAAGAGGAUGGCGCACUUCACAGUCAUCGGAGCGGCGGAGCGAGCUCGGGUGGAGGGACCAGAAGAGACAGCGACUGGGAGAGCGACAGUCUACUCGGGGCCUACCGGAGGCUUCUGCGAUCCGGGUCUCUGAUAGGGGAACCGGUAGAGGAGGCGGCUGCAGCUGUGGCCACGGACGCGGCUUCUCACCGUGCGUACCGCGCCGGUGGUGACGACGGCGGCGGCAGAGGUGACGAUGAUGAUGAUGAAGGCGACGGGAAGAACAGCAGCCGCAGCAAGAGCUCGGCAGACGGUGGCACCUUCGAGAGGACUGUCGGGACGGCCGGCGUCGGCGCCACGCCGAGUGGACCCCGGUCGGAGGCCGCGAGCCGUGCGAGCGACGGCCGCAGAAGCGUCCGAAGCGUCCGAAGCGUCGUCGGAAGCGACUCGCUUGCGGCCCUCGAGGUCGAAGGGCCCAGCCGCGCCAGCGGGGAGUUGGACGCGGCGGAGGUCGAGCCAGAAGGGCAGACGAUGAGGAGCGGCGCGCCGGGCGUCGAUACCCCCACACCGAGUCGCGGAAGUGGCAACCUCCAGACGGAUGUCCCGGCCGAAGCGUCGGGUCGUUCGAGUGGUGCCGAUGGGACCGGCGGCAGCGUGGGGAAGACGACGAUAGAAAAGCCAGCGUCAGAUCUCCCGGACGACGGAGGCCCCGGUGAGCGCGACGACGGCGGCAGCGGCAGCGUCUCGCGGGACGGUGGAGUGGAGGGGACCGUCGGGAGGCCCACGCCAAGUGUACGCCGGUCGGGGGAAGCGAGCCGCAGAAGCAGCAGCACCAGGAGCAGGAACAGCACCAGGAGCAGGAAGAGCCUCGACGCUGACGUCCAGGCUGAGGGGCGCAGCCGCCGGGACCACGACGCCGGCGGUACGGGCGGCAGAGCGCCGGAUGCAGCCGAGCGCGACCCGAAGGAGAUGGGAAGUGGCGCUUCUCCCUCCCGGUCGGAGGCCGUAGAGGGCGGCGGAGGAGGCACGACGGCGGCCGGCGAGGCCUCGGGCUCGAGCAGACAGGGGUCGGCCACGGGCGGCCGCAUCCGGCGCUUCGAUAUCCUCGGCAGAGCCAGCGGCAGAGCGGGGACGCCCAGAGCAGUAGCGGGUGACGAGGUGCGUGAUGAGAAGGAGGAUAUCCCCAGGCUUGGCGGAACGAACGACGAGGCUGCCAGCAAAGAAAAAGAUCGAUCGGAGGAGGGAGACCUGGAAAAACCACUGAGCAGUGCUGUGGACAGAUUUCUGCUUCGCCCUGUUGACGACGCAGGGUUGGGUGGCUCUGUCGAAAAGGAGAUUCGCGGAGUGGAAGAUGGCAGCGAGGAGGCGGCCAAGGACGACAAAGAGCGAUCGGAGGAGGGGGACCUGGGUCGUCCGCGGAGCAGUGCUGCGGACAGAUCUCCACCUCGCCCUGUUGACAACGCAUUGUUGAGUGGCUCUGUCAGAAAGGAGAUCCGCGGAGUGGAAGAUGCCAGCAAGGAGGUGGCCAAGAAAGAGGAAGAGCGAUCAGAAGAGGGAGACCUGGGUCAACCACAGAGCAAUGCUGUGGACAGAACUCCGCCUCACCCUGUUGAUGACGCAUUGUUGAGUGGCUCCGUCGAAAAGGAGAUCCGUGGAGUGGAAGAUGGCAGCAAGGAGGCGGCCAAGGACGAUAAAACGCGAUCAGAAGAGGGAGACCUGGGUCGUCCGCUGAGCAAUGCUGCGGACAGAACUCUGCUUCGCCCUGUUGACGACGCAUUGUUGAGUGGCUCCAUCGAAAAGGAGAUCCGUGGAGUGGAAGAUGGCAACAAGGAGGCGGCCAAGGACGACGAAGAGCGAUCGGAGGAGGGAGACCUGGGUCGUCCGCUGAGCAAUGCUGCGGACAGAUCUCUGCCUCUACCUAUUGACGAUGCAGGUUUGGGUGGCUCCGUCAAAAAGGAGAUCCGCGGAGUGGAAAAUGGCAGCAAGGAGGUGGCCAAGGACGACGAAGAGCGAUCGGGGGAGGGAGACCUGGGUCGUCCGCUGAGCAAUGCUGCGGACAGAUCUCCGCCUCUACCUGUUGACGAUGCAGGUUUGGGUGGCUCCGUCAAAAAGGAGAUCCGCGGAGUGGAAAAUGGCAGCAAGGAGGUGGCCAAGGACGACGAAGAGCGAUCGGGGGCGGGAGACCUGGGUCGUCCGCUGAGCAACGCUGCGGACAGAACUCCGCCUCGUCCUCCGGUUCCUCCCAACGAAUCGGGGAGACGCUCUCGCCGAGGAACCAUCAGCAGCAGCGGCAGCAGCAGCGGCAGCAGCAGCGACAGCAGCAGCAGCAGCUCAAGUGACAGCAACGAUGACGUGCGCGCCAGGGGCAAGUCCCCCUCUCGAGGCUCACGGAGGAGGAACUCCGUCACGAGCGGCCGCAUCUCGGGGUCGUCCUCGGUACGCAACGGCGUCGUCCCCAAAAGGAACCGGGGCGACCCGCUCGCUCACUCAACAACGACGCCACCACCAGCACCAGCUGCUGCAGCACCAGCAGCUGGUGCCAUUCGUCACUAAGCGGAAGCGACGUCACCACGGCGCUUGUGCCAGGCUUGCUGCACUUCGAGGCCACCCACCCACUCACUAUUCACCCGUUCAUUCAUUUCCAAGCGACUCAAUAACUCACUCACUCAUUCACCCACUCGCUCAAUACUCACCCGUUCAUUCAUUUACUAGCGACUCAUUAACUUACCCAAUCACUCAUUCAUUCACCCACUCACUCACUCAUUCACCCACUCACUUACUGCUCACCUGUUCAUUAAUUUAUUUCCAAGUGACUCAAUAACUCACUCGCCCAUUCAUUCACUCACUCACUCAUUUACUCACUCAUUCACCCAACUACUCAUUCACUCACCCACUCACGCAUUCACCCACUCACUCAUUCACCUACUCACUACUCACCCGUUCAUUUAAUUCCAAGCAACUCAAUAACUCACUCAUUCACGCACCCACUCAUUCAUUCACUACUCACCUAUUCAUUCAUUUCCAUGCGAAACUCACCCACUCACUCACUACUCACCGUGCUAACCGCUGCACUACCGUUCCCCUACACACGAAACAAAGACGAAGAUCCCCCGUGUAGACUUAACAGACUGUUGGUGCAAGUGUUGUUAGCGAGCACCUAUGAAGGCCGGAACGGCACACGAGGGGGUGGGUGGCCAGUACCACGCUCAGCCGCCUUUGUCUCCCCAGUGGCGAUGUUUACACACCACACCAGGUACUAAUUUGAGGCUGAGUCGACCUAGAGGAUGCCCAGGACCGGUUCAAAUAAUCGUCACCGGUGUUGGACAUGAGUGGGAAUCGAACUCGGGUCGCCGGGUGCGUAGCGCAGCGUAGCACUAACCGCUCCACACACACACUGACACACACACACUGACACACACACACACACCCCGACAUACGCACACACACUGACCCACACUGACACACACACACACCCCGACACACGCACACACACACUGAAACACACACACUCCGACACACACACACUGACACACACACUGACACGCACACUGACACACACCGACACACACACUGACAGACACACACACACAGCCGACACACACACAUGCCCCGACACACGCACUCACACACUUUUAAUUGUAUUUCAUUUAGAAAAAAAUAUAUAUAAUAAUAAUAAUAAGAAUAAAUAAUAUGGCAUCUUUUUUUUUAAACCUUGAUUUAAGAUUUUAAAGGGUGAAGCAGAAAUACAAGAAGCAGCAAUUAUCUGAUCAACGAGCUCAAGUUGUUACGAACCUCAUUUCCUUUCCGCUCAUUGUUUUACUUUUUUUAAACUCUCCCAGCUUCUGAUUCGCUUCGGGAAUUGGUUGCGAUUGCCCCGAUGUUGCCGAUGAGGUUCAGCGACCGGCGAGGGCUUUUGUCGCAGGGUACGGCCUCGCGGGCGCUCCAUCUCCCCGUCGUUAUCCAGGGCGUUUGUGUUUCGAUGCAAGCAAAAGAUGUCCUGUGUGAGCCCGUACCGCGGGCGUGGAAUGUGAGCCCGUACCGUGGGUGUGGAGUGUGAGCCCGUACCAUGGGUGUCGAGUGUGAGCCCGUACCGUGGGUAUCGAGUGUGAGCCCGUACCAUGGGUGUGGAGUGUGAGCCCGUACCAUGGGUGUCGAGUGUGAGCCCGUACCAUGGGUGUUGAGUGUGAGCCCGUACCAUGGGUGUCGAGUGUGAGCCCGUACCGUGCCGCAUCAGGCGGAGGCGGCACAUGCAAGACACGGGGACUCCACUACCCGUUCCGUCUUGUACAGGGGAUAGCGUGUUUCUCCCUCGCACGUGUGGAUCGUUGGGCCGGUGGCACCUUGAUACGUAGAGGACCGCUCUCUCUCUCUCUAUCUGAGUUGUCCCUCCUCUCUCUCUCUGAGUCGUCCCCUCUCUUUUUCUCUCUCUCUCUCUCAUUCUCUCUCUCGCUGCGUUACGAGUUGACCUAAUUCAUUCACCACAACGGCAGCGCGCACGAGCUGUGACAGAUGGGACAGAUGGAGAUUGGGCCACACUCCCGCUGCACCACCUCCCGGCGAGCCACAGUAUGGCCUCCUCCUUCCUCCUCCCUUCUUCAUUCUGCUCCUCCCUCCUCCCUCCCUCCUCCCUAUCUCCUCCUCACUCCUCCUCCUCUCUUCUUCCUCCUGCCCCUCCCUCCUCCUCCCUCCUCCCUCCUCCUCUUCCCUCCUUCCUCUUCCUCCUUCCUCCUGCUCCUCCCUCCUCCUUCUCCCUCCUCCUUCCUUCCUCCUCCUCCCUCCUCCCCCCACUCCUCAUCCUCCGAGUUUCCCCCCUCCACGUUUCCGAUGGACAUCGCGCGGGUCUGGAUUAUUUGUCUGCUGCUGUAAAUGUCUCACGCACAGCGACCGAUGUUGGUGGUGACGACGACGACGAUGAUUGAUGAUUAUGAUGAUGAAGAUCAGCCGCCACUUCGUUGAGCUAUCCUUGGUGAUGGCCAAGGCAGGGCUGCUGAAAUAGAGCAGCGAAACACAGUGGGGGGCGGGGGGGGGGCUCACACGUGGUACAAUGAAAUACAAAAAUUUGUUUAAUAGUUCCCACUGAACGCGUCCACAGGAGCAAUCGCCUGGCUGUCCGUUCGUGAUGGACUCCGUGGGGACCCCCCCCCCCACACCCCC